GGCGGAAGCAAGCUCUCUGGAACCCCCUGGGCGUUUUGAAGCAGAAACAGACGGGAUGAAGAUAAAGCUCGGAACUAAGGAAGUGCCAUGGCAGGAUGUUUGUGACGUGAUUACCCCGGAAGGACACGUGGCAAUCCGAGAAGAAGAUGCCCAGAUGAUGGCCACGGUGUUCUCCUGGCGAUCGGAACAUUCAUUCAUCUCGGCGCCUCCACCCGACUUGACAAAACAGGCGAACACGAAACAAAUUGACGUUCGGAUCUGGGACCAACUUUUUGAACUGCACGUUCCACAAUAUGUGCCGAAUGAAAUCCACCGGGUAAUUGCGGAUAUUCUAACGGAAUAUCAAGGAGCGAUUAGUGUGUCAGACACUGACAUUGGGUUGUCGUUAGUAAUCCAACAUGAAAUUCAGACAGGAAAUCACUCCCCGAUUCAUUGCAAACCUUAUCGCUAUUCCUUGAUUGAACGCAAAAAGGCUCUCGAACGAAUUCGGGAGUUCGAAGCCAGCGGUUGGAUUGAACCCGCUACUGGACCUUGGUUUUUUCCCGUAGUGUUAGUACCGAAGAAGAACGGAGCAAUUCGCAUUUGCAUUGAUUAUCGCAAGCUGAAUGAAAUCACGAUCAAAGAUGUGUAUCCCCUCCCCCGAAUUGAUGAUCUGUUGGAUGCGAUUGGAUGCGCUAAUUAUUUCAGCAAGUUUGAUAUUCGGCAUGGCUUCCAUCAUAUUCUGGUAAGGGAAGAAGAUCGGCCGAAAACGGCCUUUGUGUUGUUUGAAGGCACGUGGCAGUGGGUUCGGUGUUCGAUGGGGAUUUGCAAUGCGCCUGCCACGUUUCAGCGAGCGAUGAACAUGACGUUCCAGAACUUCGUCAAUAAGACACGGCUGAUGCAAGGAAUGAUUAACUUUUGCGUGAUCGUGUACAUGGACGACAUCCUGGUCUAUUCGGAAACCUAUCACGGGCACGCGCAACACAUCGAAUGGACAUUGGAUGCAUUGAGAGACGCUGGGUUCAAGAUUGCGCUUGAGAAGAGCGAAUUUUUCCUCUCGGAAAUUUUGUUCUUGGGCUAUGUCGUGAUACGCGGAGGAUUGCGGCCAGACUCGAGAAAAGUUGCGGCGGUGAAGGAAGCUCCGGUUCCCACGUCACUGACGCAGGUUCGAGCCUUCUUGGGACUAGCGUCGUACUACCAGCGCUUCAUCAAGGGCUUUGCCGAGAUUGCACGACCACUAACGAACCUGCUACGGAAGGACCAGCCUCUCAGCUGGGACGCGGAGUGUCAGCAGGCCUUUGCAACCCUCAAGGACGCUCUGGCAACGACCCCUAUUUUGAUUCGACCGGACCUCUCGAAGCAGUUCAUUCUCAUCACGGACUGGCAACCGCAAGCUAUGUCCGCUAUUCUAGCGCAGAAGGGGAACGAUGGUCGUGAACACGUCAUCGAGUAUGCGUCACGAACCGUACCGGACGAACGAAGAAACGACUCCGCACCUCAGGUGGGAGAAGAAGAGGAGGCCGAAGAGGAAUCGGAAGGAGAAUUGAGGAGAGAGGCCGGGGAAGCAGCGGCCCGAUUGGCCGAGGACAAGGAAGAACAGCGCGAAGCAGAAAAAGAGUCGGCGGAAGCUGAAGAAGAAGAAGAAGAAGAAGAAGAGGAGGAGACUUCGGAGGAAGAGGAAGAGGCCUAUAGCGAGUACAGCGAGGGCGAGCAAAGUGAGGAGGAGGACGAAGACGACGAAGAAGUGGAAAGCGGGGACGACCAGGAGCCAACACACGACGAGCUCGAGUGGGUGCCAGGACCGGUUCGGCGAGAGGAGAACCCGAAGGCUGCUGCGCAGCGCAAGAAAGAGAUCGCGGAGGGAAAGCGGCUGGCGAUUGAUCCCGUACCGAACGAUCCUUUCAAGGAUCCCGAGCCGCCCAAGCCGGAACAUGGAGACCUUGCUGCCACGACCUCGGGAGCCGCGACGACAAGGCGGCGAUCCCGAUCCCGAUCCACGUCCCCCUCCGCCUCCGCCCGUCCCCCAAUUCGUCAACGUGUCAAUGAGGGGCUUAGCCCUUCGUCCCUGAUCCAUGUACCACCAUCCCCUUAGCUAUCUCUCUUUCAAUCAGUAUUUCCAUCGCGUCGUCUACCCCCGUA
Messenger RNA from Chara braunii, 2118 nucleotides. The record is from the annotation of a GenBank genome assembly. NCBI's taxonomy places the organism in Eukaryota, Viridiplantae, Streptophyta, Charophyceae, Charales, Characeae.